Messenger RNA from Hydra vulgaris (swiftwater hydra), 3419 nucleotides. The record is from RefSeq and is a predicted model, not a curated record. NCBI's taxonomy places the organism in Eukaryota, Metazoa, Cnidaria, Hydrozoa, Anthoathecata, Hydridae.
UACUAUAUAGAUAUAAUUUUUAUAAUUUAUUGAGUUUAUUCGAUUCAAAUAUGGACUGGAAACACGCAUUAAAAAAACAACAUAUUUCUCCUACUAAAAGAAAAGUUGGUAAACAUGUUUAGCACAAUUGUUAUUAAAGAAGAUGGGGCUGAUACAAAAACUGUUGUGCCAUUUCAUUGGGUUGACCCAUGUAAAGGUAUCAUGUUUUAUCCACCCCGAGGACGUAAAACUGUUGGAGUUUAUCUUUCUGAAUGGGCAGAGCCAGAGGCCGGCUGGCAAGAGUUUAAGUUUGUUGAAUAUAUUCUUGAAGCUGGUAGCUAUGAAACUUGAAAAUCAAUGUUAAUGUUCCAAACUGAACAUGAGGAUAAUGACCUACCUAUUUGAAAUGAAAGAAAAAGAGAGAGUGGCUAGUCCAAAACUAAAGUUAAGUGGAUUAAAAAAAACAAUUGAAUAUGAUGAUGAGGAUGACAUACCAAAUUCUGUGGCAUCAAAUUCAAGUAAAGUAGUUGAUGAUAACAAUAGGGAAAAGUGUAAAUGCAUUGAUAAGUUAAGGAAAAUUGGUGAUGGUGGAGUUUCGUUUCGAGAGAUGACAAAUAAACAAUUUCAAUAUGAUUUGUUUAUGGACUUGCAGAAAUAUUUUCGGCAAAUCCAAGAAUCACAAGCACAAAUCCUUGAUAAGCUUAAAAUAAUUGAACAAAGUGGAGAUGUUAAUUUUGAUGUGAAUGUUGAUGAUAUUGGUAGAGACCCUGUUAAUUCGAUUGAGCAAUUUGAUGUAAUGGAAAAUAUUUUAAAUACAAGUUCUAAUGCAAGAAAAUGCAAGGUUACUCAAAUGAGAGGUGUAGGAGGAGCUACUCCACGGAAAACUGUCAAAAAUGUUUUGAAUGCUGUUAUGACUCAAGAAAUACAAUCAUUAUUCAGCAAGGAUGGCAGAAAAGGGAAACGAAAAUUUACAAGCACUGCUCAUUAUAAAUGCAUUAAAGAUGCUAUUGUUGGAGACAAAAAUGGAUAUGAUGCAAGCAGCAUUGAUGGUGUCAUUGGCGACAUGCUAAAACGAGCCAAAAAAUAAUAAUUUUGGUUGAUUAAAUUUUUUAACUAUAAAGCUUUUAAAAUUUAUCAAAUCUGAUCCAGUUAUGGAAUACAAGCACUCAUUAAAACAACAUCAUGUUUCUCCUACAAAAAGCAAUCUUCCACUUCUAUGCCAAGCAGGGAUGAGUCUUCAUACAAAACAUGUGCAUCUCAACUAUACUUUCAGAACUAAAUGGUAACCAAGCAAAAGGUUUACAUGAGAUACCAAUUGAUAAUGAGCUGCAUAAUGAUAUGGCACCAUUAGAACCAUUACGAAAUGAACUUCAGCACUGGAGUUUGAAACAUGGCUGUACCAGACAAUGUGUAAACGACUUAUUAAAUAUUUUGAUAAGAAAUGAUCACAAGGAAUUGCCAAAAGAUGCAAGAUCACUUUUAUUUACUCCAAGGGUUGUUUCAACAACUUCCAUACAUGUUGAAGGAAAAUAUAAAUAUUUUGGAGUAAGACAGGGCAUUAAAAAUAUUUUUAAACACCAUAUCUUUAAUGAAACUCAAAUAAAAUUAAUAUCAAAUGUAGACAGAUUCCCUGUUUUUAAAUCCAGUUCAUAUCAAAUAUGGUCUAUACUGUGUCAAUUUGGGCACUUUAAACCUUUUGUGGUUGCAUUGUAUGGUGAUGUAAAGAAGCCAAUUGCAUCAGAGUUCUUAAAUGACUUUGCUGAAAAGCUGCAAACCUUUGAUAGUCCUAUUGCAAUAUGCGGGAAAGAGUAUAGUAUUUCUGUAUUUUCUAUUUCAUGUGAUUCACCUGCUAGGUCACUUUUAAAGGGUACUGUUGAACAUUUGGGAUAUCAUUCAUGUGAGCGAUGUAAUGAAGUUGGUAUUUCAAUAAGGAAUCGUAUUGUCUUUACCAAUACACAAUUAAAUAUUCUACCCAGAAUAAAUGCAUUAGCAUCAUUCCAAUCUUUACGAAACUAAUAGAAUAUCUUAUCCUACUAAUCUGUCCAGAAAUAAAAGAAACUCAUCCUCUUCAAUUCGGUUUCACUAAAAAUAGCUCAACCCUACACGCUGAAUUUGUUAUUAGUGAAACAAUUAAACACUACAACAACCACAACAACUCACCUGUCUAUCUCUGUUCCCUAGAUGCUGAAAAAGCGUUUGACAGCUGCAAUUGGAACAUUCUGUUUGAGAGACUAUACAAUGAUAAAAAAACUCCCUCUGUGUAUUGUUAAUACCAUAUCGUCAUUAUACUAUGAAAGCAGUGCUUCUGUUUCUUAUCUAGAUUGCAAAUCAUAUCCUUUCUAUCUAACGCAAGGAGUGAGACAGGGAUCUAUUCUCUCGCCUCAUUUGUAUAACAUUUAUACUCAAAACCUACUAGAAACCUUACAAAACGAAAGCGUCGUAGGUACAUCAAUCAAUGGAAACUAUACGGGUGUUGUAGCAUAUGCUGAUGACAUUAUACUCCUUAGCUCCACCGUCUCUGGCCUACAAAAGCUUAUUAAUAUAUGUAAUAUGUACACACACAAAAACUGCAUAAAAUUGAAUGCUGACAAAACCGAGUUCCUGCUCACCGGAAAAAAGCAAAUUAAAAACUGCACAAUAACUCUCAACCACCAACAAAUAAAACUUCAUGAUAAACUUAGUCAUCUAGGCUUUACAUGGGAUACAAAAAGUUCCCCUUUUGCCUCACUUAAUAAAUCAAACAUUGAUCAUCGAAUAUCUAAUUUCCGGACGGUAAACCAAACCUUAAUUCAAUCAGGAAUCCGUUUUGCUCACCCAAACUCCAUUGUUCAGUUAUAUAAAACUUUAGCUGUUCCAACACUAACGUAUGAUCUUGAGCUGUGUGAACAUAAAAAAAUGUUAAUGCAAAAGCUUGAUAUAGUUGGAAGAAAUGCACUUAAGUCACUCCUCGAUGUUUCAAAACAUAGCAAAAAUUAUAUUCAUACCUUAUUUUUUAUUGAAGAUAUAUCAAUUAUUAUACAACAAAACAAGCUAAAAUUAUUUAUUCCUUUGAUGAACAAUAAAAUGACAUAUGAUAUUAUUAGGUCGCAGCUGAAAAACAAAACAGCCCCACAACAUUUUUUAGAUAGUAUCAAAGGGUUGUGCAAUAAUUAUGAACUAAAUCUGGAGACAAUAAUGGAAAGUAAAAAAAAAAUAAAAAUUGUAGGCCUCAAAAAUUUAAUUCCUGAAACGGAUCUUAAAUCUCUAAAAUGUGCAGUUGAGUACUGGAACUAAAAAGAGCAGAGUAUUAACUUCAAGGACAUUCUUGAAAAACAUAUUUUUUUUUUAACGUGAUCAUCUUGAUCACGUUAAAAAAAAAAAAAAAAUUCCAAGAUUUUUUAUAUUUAUCUUGUAUGAAACUCUUAAUUUACUUUACUUGUAUAGUGGGUGUUUAAUAAAUC